AUGGCGUCAGGACAGGUUAUAAAUCUUGACAAAUCAAUGCUCUCGGUUAGCCGUAAUGUGCUUGAUAAUAGUUUCAAUGAGCUUAAACAGUUGUUGGGUGUUAAGGCCGUGGAGAGUUUUGAUAAAUAUUUGGGACUUCCAACCAUUAUUGGUAAGUCUAAGUCUCAGAUAUUUAAUUUUGUUAAGGAUAGAGUUUGGAAGAAGCUAAAGGGCUGGAAAGAGAAGUUCCUCUCCCGUGCUGGCAUAGAGGUUCUAAUCAAAUAUGUUGCUCAAGCUAUUCAAUUUUAUGUUAUGUCUUGUUUUGUUCUGCCUGAUAAGCUUUGUGCAGAAAUAGAUGCUAUGAUUGCCAAUUUCUUUUGGGGCGGUGAUGCUACCCGUCGAGGGCUUCAUUGGGUUAAGUGGAGUACCAUGUGCCGGCAUAAGAACGAUGGUGGUCUGGGGUUCCGGGACUUUAAAUCUUUUAAUUUGUCUCUGCCCAAUGGUGGUUGGAAUAUACCUCUUUUGGAGCUUGUUUUUGCACCAAAUACAGUGAAGCAUAUUUUGGAGGUUCCACUUCCUAUGUUCCAAGGUGAGGAUUGCUUAUUUUGGCCUUAUACUAUGAAUGGCAAGUAUAGUUGCAAAUCUGGUUACAAGUUGUUACAGGUUUUGACUCAUGAGGAUGCUCCUUCCUCAUCUCGUGCUGUCACGUUGCCACCUCCCUUGUGGAAAUUUUUUUGGAGAACAGAUGCGUUGCCUCGUUGCAAAGAAUUGGCUUGGAGAGUUAUCAAAGGAGUUCUACCGGUGAGGCAUAGCUUGAGGGUCCGUGGAGUGGAUUCAGAUGAUGUUUGCCCUUUUUAUAGUUCAGAGCCCGAAACUUCUGAUCAUGUUCUGGUUCGUUUCCCAGCGGUGCAGCCGCUUUGGUUUGCAUCUCCCCUGGCUGUGCGCGUGGACCAGUUUUCGUCCAUGUUGGAGCUGGUUAUUGCUUUCCUAUCGAUGGCGGAAGAAGAGCAUAUAACCGUGUUUCAAACCUGGGUUUAUGCUCUUUGGGAGGCUCGAAAUUCACAGGUGUUUGAUAGCAUUCAUGUUCGCAUGGAGAGGCUUCUUCAGCGAGUUGCUGGUCUGUGCGCAGCACCUCGACCAGGUCCAGCGCCAGUGGUUCGGGAUCAGAGGCGCCUUGCUUCAUCACGGUCAAGGCCGCGACAAGGGACGUCGAAGGUAAAUUUGGAUGCAUCAUAUCGUGAGGGUGAGGGAGCUACCUACGACAUGGUGGUGCAGAAUCAUUUGGGUGAGGUCCUUGCAGCAGCAGCUUCGCAUCCUACACCAGCUAUGUCUGCGUUGUUGGCGGAAGCUCAAGGCUUGCGGUGGGCUAUGGUGAUGGCGAGGGAGCUUGGCUUCAUGACUGUGUGCCUGGAGACGGAUUGCUUACAGGUCUUUAAUGCUUGGAAUGGUUCCUCAGGUGGUAGUUCUUAUUUGGAUCAUAUUGUAGCAGAUUGUCAUCGUUUAGUUUCUCAAUUUCAUUCCGUUUCUAUUUCUUUUGUACGUCGUAGUGGCAAUGCGGUUGCGGAUUAUUUAGCUCGUCACGCUUCCUCUUUUCUAGGGGUUGUCUGGUUAGAGGAAGUACCUAACGAGGUUUUACCGCUUGUGGACUCUGAUGUAUUGACUUCUAUGCCUAGUUCUACUUAA
Molecule: messenger RNA, 1662 nt
Organism: Lotus japonicus
Lineage: Eukaryota; Viridiplantae; Streptophyta; Magnoliopsida; Fabales; Fabaceae
Exons: 2
Coding region: 1-1662 (553 amino acids)
Molecular function (GO): nucleic acid binding; RNA-DNA hybrid ribonuclease activity
Source: RefSeq, a predicted model, not a curated record